AUGGCAUUUCAGCACCAAGCCGGAACGGCUAUGGAAUGUCUUAGUAUACCUAUAACACUUCAAAAAGAAGCUGGUGUUGACGCUGAAGGUCGGGAAGUGAUGAAAUGCGGAUUCAAAAUAGGUGGAGGAAUUGAUCAAGAUUACCGUAAAAGCCCCCAAGGAUACACAGAUAAUGGGAUUUAUGUAACUGAAGUACAUGAAGGAAGUCCUGCUGCAAAAUCAGGGUUAAGGAUGCAUGAUAAAAUCCUCCAAUGCAAUGGGUAUGAUUUUACGAUGGUUACACACAAAAAGGCGGUCAGUUAUAUAAAGAAACAUCCUGUCCUAAAUCUCCUAGUAGCGAGGAAAGGUGUGACAUCUACA
Iphiclides podalirius (scarce swallowtail) is the source of this 360-nucleotide messenger RNA. The record is from the annotation of a GenBank genome assembly. NCBI's taxonomy places the organism in Eukaryota, Metazoa, Arthropoda, Insecta, Lepidoptera, Papilionidae.